This is a messenger RNA of Eremothecium gossypii ATCC 10895, 774 nucleotides long. RefSeq names its product Fmp41p (gene FMP41). The transcript has a single exon. The coding region runs from base 1 to 774 and encodes 257 amino acids. Lineage: Eukaryota; Fungi; Ascomycota; Saccharomycetes; Saccharomycetales; Saccharomycetaceae. The record is from RefSeq and is marked provisional. Gene Ontology annotation, cellular component: mitochondrion. Gene Ontology annotation, molecular function: acetylpyruvate hydrolase activity.
AUGUCGUACCAGUAUCUGAAGCAGGUCCGCAAGAUUGUAUGCAUAGGUAGGAACUAUGCCGCCCACAUCCGGGAGCUAAAUAACCCCUUGCCAGAUAGCCUGGUCUACUUCCUUAAACCGACGUCAAGCCUCGUCACCCCUGUCGAUGCGGCCGUUCCCACGGCACCAGAGGACCCCAGCCACGUUCUUCGCGCGGACGGAACCAACCCCGGUCCGAUUUUAGUUCCUCAGGGGGUCGAGGUCCAUCAUGAAGUGGAGCUGGCACUGGUGCUCGGCAAGCGGCUCAGUAACCUUCUUCCAAGUGAGUUCGGCCCCGAGGAUGUAUACGGCGCCAUCAGCGGCGUGGCGUUGGCUCUCGACCUGACGGGGCGCAACCUCCAGGCCGAGUCCAAGCGCAAGGGCCUGCCGUGGACCGCCGGAAAGGGCUUCGACACCUUCACGCCGAUCUCCGCGUUCGUUCCGCGGGAGGCCCUGCCCAGCCGCGACCUGCAGAACAGCUUCACGCUGCGGUGCGCCGUCAACGGCGUGCAGAGGCAGGAUGCAAGCACCGCGCUGAUGCUCACACCGAUGCACCAGCUUCUGCAGCAGCUCUCCGCCGUGAUGACUCUCGAGCCAGGCGACAUCGUGCUCACCGGCACACCGGCGGGAGUGGGCCCCAUAAUCCCCGGCGACCACAUUUCCGCCAGCCUCCUGCAAGAUAAGAAACAGCUCGCUGCAUUCGCCUUUGAUGUCCGUACCCGCCCAGGCCCUUAUAUGUACAACAGCAAGCUCUAG